UUCGAGUCGAGGUGUCGGCAAAGGUCGGGGUUGAGAUUCAUCAACAAGAGAAGUGCGUAACCCUUCUUUGUUUUUCGACUACUUUGUACCCAGUACGUAGGUUUCCAGUUACCGAGUACGAUUCGGCCUUCUAGGCUUCAACCAUGAUCUCUAAUGUCUCGUCACGAUGUGCCAAGACAGUCUUGGCGGCCCGCUAGCCUGGCCAACCCCUCAAUCUUGCUGAUCUCAAAGAGAUGGUGAAUCUGCAGUUUGAUCGAAGGAUGCUCUUUUAUAUGUAUUGUAUCCCGACCCCGUUGGCUGCCAGCCCGAGCACCAGCUCAAGAAGUCCCUGAAGUUCUUUUUCCAGACGUUCGCUCAUCGAAGCUCGAAACACCCCUCGGAUUUGUGUCGAUCAAUCAUCUGCUGGUCGCCAAGCAGUGAAAAAUCGAUAAUCUUUGCCGAUCUCCCCCCCUGAGGUGCAUAAGCUCAUUGUGCUCGUGGCGCCGGCGCUGCGGUGGUCGAGAUUUCCGGUGCCGGAUCCACUCCACGGGGCAAUAAAUACUGGAGAGUCGACAAGGCGAGCCAGAUUACAUCAUUCCCCUCAUUUUCCAACUUCGUCACUCUCUUCUUCCUUUUCGUGUCUCUCGUUUAUUUUCCUUUUCUGCAAUGUCUGAGCCCGAAAAGAUCGAAAAACCGCGGCGGCGGCUGCCUUCAGUCCUCGACCACUUCAAUGCGCGCGACCUCAAGAUCUUCUUUCGCUGCUGGGUGGCAGUAUGGGUGGCGUCUAUCCUGAUGUUUAUCCAGCCGGUGCUGUCCAACUUUGGCGCGGCCACAUUCUUUGCGGGUAUGGUCCUGUUCAUCAACCCGCCCUCCGGCGUCCUGUUCGUCUACAUCCUUGGGUCUCUCACGCUGUUCAUCGGUAUCUGCCUCGCAUGGGCAUGGGGCGUCAUUACUAUGAAGGCAGCUCUGGCUGCCCGUCCUGACGCCGAAACGCAGGCGCGCCUUGCGUCGCUGCAACAGGCUGCAGGGGCUGAAGCACGGACGACGGGCGCAUCGGCGAGUUUGAUUGCGCAGCGCAUGAUUUUUGAUGGGUGGAUGCUGGAUGCCCGGGUUACAGUCAUCAUGUAUUGCAUGCUGUGCCUGUUUAUCUAUUUGAUGUCUCGUCUGCGAGCAGCCAACCCCAAGACUGCACUUACUUCGCUCUUUGGUAUCAUCAUCACAGACAUCUUCCUCUGCUAUGGACCAGUCCUCCCUUCUUUCAACGGCACACUCCCGCUCUCCCUCGUCAAACCCGCCGCUGCAGGCGUCGGAAUCGGCUUCGCAUGCGCGGUGCUCUUCUUCCCGCGCUCAACCUCCGACAUCAUCCUCGAAGGCAUCGAAGACGUAGUCGAACACCUCAAAGCCCCGCUACAAUUCUCCUUUGCUUCGUCGAGUAAAGGUCUAGGCAAGCCAGACGUCGACUAUCUCGAAAAAUGCCAAGCACUGGUAAUCGGCAUGUACCAGAAACUCGAGCCGUCAUUCGCCUUUUUGCCCCUGGAUUUCUCCAUUGGGUGUUGGGGCGCCGAUACAGUGAAAGCAUUCCAGCAUCCGAUUCGGCAGCUUGUCAUGGCCAUUCUUUCCUUGUCGGAUUUCCACAAAAGUAGCAUCCAGGGCGACAUCCAGAUCAACACGUUGCGCGGGCGGUUGAUACACAGUAGCGACGGGGAGCCGGACGAGAAGAAGACCAAGGAGGUUGGCGCCCAUCAGCGGGCGCAACUCGCCGAGUUGGUAAACGCGCUGCAUGAGGAGCACUAUUCGAUCCCGGAGGAAGUGGCGACGAAGCUCCGUGGGACUGGCCUCACCGCGAUCGAAGGGUGUCUGGAAGGGUUGACUGUUAUCAAGGAGUCGGUCCAGUUUGUCGGUCGGCAGCAUUGGUACCGCAAAGCGUCUUCGGAGCAGCACGCGCAAGCCUCCCAACGUAUUCGUGCCGUCAUUGAAAAUCUGCAGCAAACCCGAACGGUCUUCUUGCGUGACAUGACCGAGGGACUGGUGGAUGCUUACGGCCCUGUCUUGGAGAACUUUUCGUCGGGCCAGGGUGACCGGAAGAGGAAUCUGUCGGGGAUCAUCGUCUGCAUGAACUUCCAGGAGCAUAUGAUCAACGCUCUCAAGACGACCGAAGCGCUCUUGACGGAAAUCUUCAAUCACUUCCCCGCCGCCUCACGGACUCGGAUAUGGUGGCCCACGAGCCUAAAGUACGCUGCCUCUUGGGCGAUUGGCAAAAACAACAAGGCGCCUGCAAUGGCAGCAGGAGCCACAGACAAUCCCGACGAAGUCCAGGUAGGGGAAGCUACCAAGGCUGCACAGGGAAAAAAGGAGCCGAUACUUGGUGCGCAUAGGGGGUACAGGCCGAAGGCCCGUCACCCUGUUGGAAAGGCCAUCCUGGGCGUCUAUCACUGGUUUACCUGCGAUAACGGACUGUACGCCCUGCGCAUGGUUGUCGUUACCCUCGCAAUCUCGAUCCUCGCUGUCCUCCCAAACACGGCUGGGUUCUUCUACCGCGAACGCGGUCUCUGGGGUCUGAUCAUGGCCCAAACGGGUCUUUUGGUCUACAUGGCCGACUUUACCUUUUCUGUCUUCUCCCGGUUAGUUGGAACAAUUGUUGGAGGUCUGUUUGGCCUACUCGCCUGGUAUAUUGGGUCUGGCGGCGGACCGGGCAAUCCGUACGGCCUGUCUGCUAUCAUGGCUGCUAUGCUCGUCAUCUUCCUCUGGAUCCGCCUGUACCUCCCUCCGAACCUUCUUCAGGGCGGGAUUCUAGCCGCCGCUACGUUCCUUCUCGUAGUCGCGUACAGCUAUGUUGAUACUCACACCCCCACCUACGGCGACCCCGGCGUAGGCUACAACGUCUUCUGGCGGCGCCUCCUCCUCGUCCUAAUCGGCAUCGGCGCGGCAACAAUCGUGCAGAUUUUCCCGCGCCCGCCCUCGGCCGCCCGGCACAUCUGCAAAUCGCUCUCGCGCUCGUUCCGCACUUUAUCAGACCACUACGCGCUCCUGCUCUCCUGCUGGAACCACCCACACGCCGACGCAGAUGGCAGAGCGCUCGCCGAACCAAUCUGGAUGGAACUCACCGAGAUCCUCCACCUCCUCGAGGAUCCCAUCUCCAACCUUCGCUUCGAGUUCUCGAGCUCGCGCUUCGACUCGGCGAGCCUGGCACAGGUGAGGCGGAUCUGCCAUGUAAUAAACAACACCCUCGCUCGGCUUCUGGUCGCCUCCUCCACCUUAUCUCCAGAAUACCGCACGCGCCUCGCACAAAUGACCGGCUUCCUCGACCACCGCUGUAUCGGCGAGAUAAUGGCCGUGCUCGGGAUCUGCGAACAGUCCCUGCGGACUGGCGACGCGCCGCCGGAGAUCCUGCCCACCCCGCUCGUCCGCCGAGCUCUCGACUACGGACGGAGUUUCCAGAACAAGAACCAGGCGGGAUACCUGCUCAGCACGGAGAUGCUUCGCGAUGAGGAGUAUCGGGGGUACUGUGUGGCCCUUGCGGCGUAUAUACGCUUUCUUGGGAGUGUGGAUGAUCUGGUUCUGGUUGUCAAGGGGGUUCUGGGCGAGGCGCAUCUUGUGGCGGAGGAUUUGGCAGAGGAGGUUUGAAUCAACGUCAUUGUGGGGGGACGAACGUGGUAGGCGUCUAAAUUAUUCUUUUUGAUAGACUUUAUAGACACUAGUUAUACUACUAAUCUUGCUCAUUACGGCAACGUCACCGCCAAUUUCUUCUAAGUUAUACACGUCUUACCAUCUUCCGACCACCAUCCCCUUCGCCCCUGGGUUAUCAGGAGUGUUGAAUCUGCGACUUUUGGGCAAGGUAUAGAUAGUUAGUCCUUGAAUUUUCCUGUGCUGAAACUGUCGAGCUGAAAUACGGUUGUUAUAACUCCUUACUUGCGGUAUGGAAAACUGUGAUAGAAACAAUACCUUACAAGACAAUAUGAAG
Messenger RNA from Aspergillus calidoustus, 3940 nucleotides. The record is from the annotation of a GenBank genome assembly. NCBI's taxonomy places the organism in Eukaryota, Fungi, Ascomycota, Eurotiomycetes, Eurotiales, Aspergillaceae.